AUGACGGCGUGGGAGAAACAACGUCUUCUAGGAUCUGGAUCAUAUGGACAAGUCCACUUGGCCGUUCUUAAACCCGCCGGGGAAAUGAAGAUGGCGGUGAAGUCCGCCGCUAUCCAGUGCUCAUGCUCCUUGGAAAGAGAACGAGUGUUCUUGGAUGCACUCAGAAACUGCCCCUUCAUCGUUCGAUGCUUUGGGGAAGAUGUAAGCAUGGAGCAUGGACAACACGUGUACAAUCUUUUGCUGGAGUACGCUCCCGGAGGAACUCUUCAUCAACUGAUCAGGAAUACUGGCGGGAUACCGGAGGAUCUGGCUAGACUUUACACUUAUCAGCUUCUUAAAGGCAUCCAUUACAUGCACACCCUGGGAAUCAUCCACUGUGACUUGAAGCCCCAGAACGUUCUUGUCUUCCCGGGAAAGUUCCACGGCUGGAAGCAAAUCAAGCUCUGCGACUUCGGGCUAGCCAAGUUUUUCGACGAGACGAAUGUUUAUGGCGAUUCCCAUCGCGGGACGAUACAGUACGCGGCGCCAGAGUGUUUAGCCGGGAGAUCGUACACGGCGGCAAAGGAUAUCUGGGCGGUGGGGUGCAUGUUCGUGGAGAUGGUGACCGGGAAACCCAUAUGGGAAGUUGACAACGAAGACGAGUUAGGCAUGAAAAUACCAAAGCAUUUCUCCCCUUCGGCCAAGAGUUUCUUGAAAAUGUGUUUAGAUAGAGAGCCAGGGCGAAGAUGGACGGCGGAGAUGCUGCUGAGUCACCCAUUCCUUGAGAGAUUGGGUGUUGUUGUUGGAAGCAAAAAGGAAGAGGAAGGGUUUGUGAACCCUUUAGGGGCUUUGCGUUGGAGUUCUAGUAGAGAUCUCUUCAGAGUGCUCCCGGAGAAGGAGAAAGAGAAAGAAGUAUUUGAUCUUAAUGUGGCUUUUAAGGAAGAGAGGGAGGAAGAAGUAUUUGAUCUUAAUGUGGUUUUUGAGGAAGAAGUAUUUGAUCUUAAUGUGUUUUUUAAGGAAGAGUGGAAGAGGGAGGAAGUGGAAAGAUGUUUCCCUGGGUGCUUGGUUCAUUGGUCUUGA
This is a messenger RNA of Ipomoea triloba (trilobed morning glory), 1059 nucleotides long. RefSeq names its product mitogen-activated protein kinase kinase kinase 17-like. Lineage: Eukaryota; Viridiplantae; Streptophyta; Magnoliopsida; Solanales; Convolvulaceae. Gene Ontology annotation, biological process: protein phosphorylation. Bases 1 to 1059 code for a protein of 352 amino acids. The record is from RefSeq and is a predicted model, not a curated record. Gene Ontology annotation, molecular function: protein kinase activity; ATP binding. The transcript has 2 exons.